GCUGUGUGUGGAUGUUGUUCUGUUAUGUCGUUUUCUGCGCAGGUGCAGCUUUAUGGGAUCCAUGAAGACAAGAUGCAGCAGUGUAGGAGGUGGAGAAGGUGGAGGAAAGACAAUGAGACUAAGAACCAGAGCAGACUUCUUCUACAUGGACAAACAUAUUGCAGGAGAAGAGGAGGAUGGGGGGAGAAUAGUGGAGGGGAGUAGAGUCCUCUACAUACACAACCCUCUACACAGUAGACUUACUUCACUCCAGAGAAUGAGUUUGCUGUUUCCUGUCUCUGGAUGGACCCUCAUCUUAUUGGCUACCGAAAAGGGGUGUGGUCAUUGUGGAGCAAACUAAUGAGAGAGAACAAUGGCAUGAAGACUUCCAGUGCUGGCUCUCCUCAGGAGAGUCCCACCAGGGAGCUACAAAGUCACUGACCAGAAACCUACAACAAAGAGACCAAGGGUCAAACUCCAUAUGCAAAUUUACAGACACAGACCUGAGACCAACGAUCCCCAAGCAAUGUCAACCUUCUAACUCAAAUGUCAACCUCAGGGGUCGUCUCCUUAGAGGACUUCACUCUUCUCUACAGAACCUGAGCCCUAGGACCAUACGUCAGGACUACCGGGCAUGACGACUCCCUGCUGCCCCCAGUCCGCCUGGCCUUGCUGUUAUUCCAGUUUCAACGGUUCUGCCUGCGGUUACGGAACCCCUACCUGUCCCAGACCUGCUGUUUUCAACUCUUAAUGAUCGGCUAUGAAAAGCCAACAGAUUUAUUCCUGAUUAUUAUUUGACCAUGCUUGUCAUUUAUGAACAUUUUGAAAAUCUUGGCUCUCUCUAAUUUUCUCCUUCUCUCUUUCUUUCUCUCGGAGGACCUGAGCCCUGGGACCAUACGUCGGGACUGCCGGGCGUGGUGGCUCCUUGCUGUCCCCAGUCCGCCUGGCCUUGCUGCUGUUCUGCCUGCGGUUAUGGAACCGCCACCUGUCCCAGACCUGUUGUUUUUCAACUCUUAAUGAUUGGCUAUGAAAAGCCAACUGAAUAUUAUUAAUGAUUAUUAUUUGACCAUGCUUGUCACUUAUGAACAUUUUUGAACAUCUUGGCAUAGUUCUGUUAUAAUCUCCACCCGGCACAGCCAGAAGAGGACUGGCCACCCCUCAUAGCCUGGUUCCUCUCUAGGUUUCUUCCUAGGUUUUGGCCUUUCUAGGGAGUUUUUCCUAGCCACCGUGCUUCUACACCUGCAUUCUAGCUGUUUGGGGUUUUAGGCUGGGUCUCUGUACAGCACUUCGAGACAUUAGCUGAUGUACGAAGGGCUAUAUAAAAUAAACUUGAUUGAUUGAUUGAUUUGUGGUAGUAAAUAGAUGGCUACGAAUAAUAUAGAUGAGAACUCUCUUGGUAGAUAGUGUGGUCUACAGCUUAUCAUGAGAUACUCUACCUCAGGCGAGCAAUACCUCGAGACUUCUUUAUUAUUAGACAUUGUGCACCAGCUGUUAUUGACAAAUAGACACACACCCCCGCCCCUCGUCCCCUCGCGAAUGACAGGGAUUUGGGCCUGGUCUCCGGGAAGCAGUAUAUCCUCCUCGUCGGACUCAUGAAAGAAAAAGUAUUUGUCCAGUUCGAGGUGAGGAAUCGCUGUUCUGAUGUCCAGAAGCUCUUUUCAGUUAUAAGAGAGAGUAGCAGCAACAUUAUGUACAAAAUAAGUUACAAAAAAUGCUAAAAACCCCCACACAAAAUAGCACAGUUAGUUAGGAGCACGUAAAACGGCAGCCAUCCCCUUCGGCACCAUUAUAUUAAGUCAUAUCACAGUCCAGUAUACUAUACUUCAGCAUCCCCCCACCAGACCUCUACACCACCACACCAGGGGUGGAGCGGUCCAUCCACCCAUGCCUGCUUACAGUCGAGACCUUCCAGUCUGGUCCUCACCCACGUCUCUGACGCUGACCUGGAGCAGUGAGGCAAGUGGUUGGAUAUACUAACUUGUUUUUCUGUCACCAAUAGAGCCUUGACCUCCUGGAAAAAAUGACUUAUCCUCUCUCUCUCCCUCACUCUCUCUCCUCCUUUCUCCUACUCUCCAUUCUUCUCCACUCCUCUCCCCAACUCUCCCCUCCUCUCUCCAUCCUUUUUGUGAUGAGUCAGUAUUUAACGGAUCGCUAACUUGAAGAAAAAUAAAUCUUUUUUAUUUCCGAUAGUUUGAAACCACCUGUCAGUUGGUUACACUGACAUCACAAAGCUCUGUGACAGUGUCUGACUCCAUAAGCCUUCUAUCUGGUGACAUUGAUCACUGGACUGUGUAGUAGCUAACACUGCCGCACGUCAUGCUCUCGUGCCACAUUCAGCCUUAGGCCAAAUUACGUCAUCAUUACACAAUGUACUAAGUGGUCUAGUAAAUAGAUAUUAUUGACCAGUUAUAUAUAAUAUUGAUCAGUUAUAGGUAAAUUUGAUCAGUUAUAUAUAACAUUGGUCAGUUAUAGGUAGUAUUGAUCAGUUACAGAUAAUAUUGAUCAGUUAUAGACAAUAUUUUUUUAUUUUUUAUUUAACCAGGUAGGCUAGUUGAGAACAAGUUCUCAUUUACAACUGCGACCUAGCCAAGAUAAAGCACAGCAGUUCGACACAUACAACAACACAGAGUUACACAUGGAAUAAACAAACAUACAGUCAAUAAUACAGUAUAUUAUUGAUCAGUUAUAGGUCAAAUUGAUCAGUUAUAGAUAAUAUUGAUCAAUUAUAGAUCAUAUUGAUCAGUUAUAGGUCAAAUUGAUCAGUUUAGAUAAUAUUGAUCAGUUAUAGGUCAAAUUGAUCAGUUAUAGAUAAUAUUGAUCAGUUAUAGAUAAUAUUGAUCCAUUUUAUUAUUUUAUAAUAACAAAUUGCACAGUGUGUAAUUUCAACACACUGGUUGAAUCAAUGUUGUUUCCAUGUCAUUUCAAUGAAAUCGGGAGGGAAGGAAAGGAAGUGAGAGAGAGGGAAAGAGAGGGAGAGGCCCCUUUAUUUGUCUAUCUAUGUCAAGGUGUGUCCUUGAGUCCAUCUGUGGGCUGGGGACAGCUCUAUGACCAGAAGGGUUGGAGGACAGGACAGGACGGUACUCAACUCUAAUGCGCAUGUUCAUGCUUGUGUGUGUGUGUCCUUGUGCCUGUGUGUGUGUGUGUGUGUGUGUGUUAUGGUAUUUAUGCCAGCUUGUAAGAGCUUAGUUUGCACAUUAUUAAAGCAUACCCAGCACAGUGUAGUAAUCAGUUAUCAGAGCCCAUGGGUAAACUAAAUACAUACAGUUGGCCUGAGGAGAAACUAAAAUCGAGAAAUGUUUGCACAGAACCUGAAGUGUGGUUGGGUUGAUUUCAAGAAACCUAGUGUAACAGGGUUGGUUAUGUUUCCACUUGCCUCUAAAGAAAUGUGUAUUUGAUGUUCAAGCAUUCUUAUUGGUUAGUUCAAUUCUGAUGACAAUAAGGGGUGUUGUGAUUGGCCCCACUUGCAGAUAGGGGGAGAUCGCGAACGUCAGGUCUUCCCAGUAUGAAAAUGUGAUGCAAGGGGUAGGUCACGUUCUGAAUACUGUUUUCUAUUUUCUAUUUUACAAUGUGUACAAGUUUGCUGUACGUUACUGAUUUUAUACAUGUGUGGGUAUAUGGUACCUGUUAGGGAUUGAGGGGCUUUCUGGGAUGUGCUUUGGCAUAUGAUUGCUGUAAAUAAUUGUGUUAGCUAGCAUACACCGAUGUCAUGGUCACAUAAGCCACGGCUAACACAGUUGUCUUCAUGCUACAGAUUUUGUCAUCGACAGCCAUCAACACUGUUAAGCCCUGCACAACUAACGUGCUGUUUCCCAUUUAACAACAGGUAUUUAUACAUGUUAUAUUUUGUAUUGUAUUUUUGUAUUUUGUUCGCCCAGUAUGAAAAUGUGAUGCAAGGGAUUUUGUCAUCGACAGCCAUCAACACUGUUAAGCCCUGCACAACUAACGUGCUGUUUCCCAUUUAACAACAGCAGAAAUAAAUGAUGCUCAACUGGGACCACUGGCCGAAGUUAUUUAUUAUUAUAAAACACAACGCAUGGAGAGUACACUAUACAUCUGUUACACUAGCAGGACACACGCACGCACGCACGCACGCACGCACGCACGCACGCACGCACGCACACACACACACACACACACACACACACACACACACACACACACACACACACACACACACACACACAAAUACUCAAGGACAUCACCACUGUACAUUUUGCUGCUGGGAGCUGCUCACCUGUGUUUGACAUUCUCUUUAGAUACCGGCAGAUAUAUUUGUGGAACCAUAACACUACAGUUGAAGUCGGAAGUUUACAUACACCUUAGCCAAAUACAUUUAAACUCAGUUUUUCACAAUUCCUGACAUUUAAUCCUAGUAAAAAUUCCCUGUUUUAGGUCAUUUAGUAUCACCACUUCAUGUUAAGAAUGUGAAAUGUCAGAAUAAUAGUAGAGAGAAUGAUUUAUUUCACCUUUAAUUUCUUUCAUCACAUUCUCAGUGGGCCAGAACUUUACAUACACUCAAUUGGUACUUGGUAGCAUUGCCUUUAAGUUGUUUUACUUGGGUCAAACAUUUUGGGUAGCCUUCCACAAGGUUCCCAAAAUAAGUUGGGCGAAUUUUGGCCCAUUCCUCCUGACAGAGCUGGUGUAACUGAGUCAGGUUUGGAGGCCUCCUUGCUCGGACAUGCUUUUUCAGUUCUGCCCACAUAUUUUCUAUAGGAUUAAGGUCAGGGCUUUGUGAUGGCCACUCCAAUACCUUGACUUUAUUGUCCUUAAGCCAUUUUGCCCAAACUUUGGAAGUAUGCUUGUGGUCAUUGUCCAUUUGGAAGACCCAUUUGCGACCAAGUUUUAACGUCCUGGCUGAUGUCUUGAGAUGUCGCUUCGAUAUAUCCACAUAAUUUUCCUGCCUCAUGAUGCCAUCUAUUUUGUGAAGUACACCAGUCCCUCCUGCAGCAAAGCAACCCCACAACAUGAUGCUGCCUGUGCUUCACGGUUGGGAUGGUGUUCUUCGGCUUGCAAGCCUCCCCCUUUUUCCUCCAAACAUAACCAUGGUCAAUAUGGCCGAACAGUUCUAUUUUUGUUUCAUCAGACUAGAGGACAUUUCUCCAAAAAGUACGAUCUUGUCCCCAUGUGCAUUUGCAAACCGUAGUCUGGCUUUUUUUAUGGCGGGUUUGCAGCAGUGGCUUCUUCCUUGCUGAGCGGCCUUUCAGGUUAUGUCGAUAUAGGACUUGUUUCACUGUGGAUAUAGAUACUUUUGUACCUGUUUCCUCCAGCAUCUUCACAAGGUCCUUUGCUGUUGUUCUGCGAUUGAUUUGCACUUUACGCACCAAAGAACAUUCAUCUCUAGGAGACAGAAUGCGUCAUCUUCCUGAGCUGUAUGACGGCUGCGUGGUCCCAUGGUUGUCACGCCUUGACCGUAGAUUGCUUUGUAUGUUUCUAUUUUUUGUUUGGUCACGGUGUGAUGUGGGUGGGCAUUCUUUGUUUGUAUGUCUAGGUUUUGUAUUUCUAUGUUUUGGCCUGGCAUGGUUCCCAAUCAGAGGCAGCGGUCUAUCGUUGUCUCUGAUUGAGAACCAUACUUAGGUAGCCUGUUUUCCCACUGGUAGUUGUGGGUGGUUAUUUUCUGUUUAGUGUUUGUUGCACCUGUCAGAACUGUUCCGGUUAUUCCUUUUGUUAUUUUGUAUUUAGUGUUCAGUUUCGAAUAAAUAAUAUGAACACGUAUCACGCUGCACCUUGGUCCUCACCUUCUUCCGAUGAAUGUCGUUACAAUGGUGUUAUACUUGCAUACAAUUUUUUGUACAGAUGAACCUGGUACCUUCAGGCGUUUGAAAAUUACUGCCAAGGAUGAACCAGACUUGUGGAGAUCUACAAUUUAUUUUCUGAGGUCUUGGCUGAUUUCUUUAGAUUUUCCCAUGAUGUCAAACAAAGAGGCACUGAGCUUGAAGGUAGGCCUUGAAAUACAUCCACAGGUACACCUCCAAUUGACUCAAAUUAUGUCAAUUAGCCUAUCAGAAGUUUCUAAAGCCAUGACAUCAUUUUCUGGAAUUUUCCAAGCUGUUUAAAAGCACAGUCAACUUAGUGUAUGUAAACUUCUGACCCACUGGAAUUGUGAUACAGUGAAUUAUAAGUGAAAUAAUCUGUCUGUAAACAAUUGUGGGAAAAAUGACUUGUGUCAUGCACAAAGUAGAUGUCCUAACCGACUUGCCAAAACUAUAGUUUGUUAACAAGAACAUUGUGGAGUGGUUGAAAAACAAGUUUUAAUGACUCCAACCUAAGUGUAUGUAGACUUCCGACUUCAACUUUAUUUCAUACAGAAGUCUGACUGACUUUCUUGUGUUUCCCCAGGAUCCGCCGCUGGGGAUAAGAAGACUAAGUGUGUUUGCUGAAGGAAGACAAACACCCAAAUAAACAGAAGAGCUCAACAGUGGGACCUUGCUGUUUCACCACUAGUGAACUACACAUUCUCCCUUUACAAUUUAUAGACCAGUGGUGUCCAACUAAAGGGGUGUAAACCAUCCCUUUUCAGGUUACUGUACCACCAAGAGUCAGUUGUUGACCUUUCAGGGCUAUGUCUGCCUGUCUCCCAAUAUGUAUGAGUCUAUAACACAUUAACAGUAACAGAGGGGUCUGAUGACCACAACGUAACAACAAGGAUUAGCCUAUAACACAUUAACAGUAACAGAGGGGUCUGAUGACCACAACGUAACAACAAGGAUUAGUCUAGAACAUAUUAACAGUAACAGAGGGGUCUGAUGACCACAACGUAACAACAAGGAUUAGCCUAUAACACAUUAACAGUAACAGAGGGGUCUGAUGACCACAACGUAACAACAAGGAUUAGUCUAGAACACAUUAACAGUAACAGAGGGGUCUGAUGACCACAACGUAACAACAAGGAUUAGUCUAGAACACAUUAACAGUAACAGAGGGGUCUGAUGACCACAACGUAACAACAAGGAUUAGUCUAGAACACAUUAACAGUAACAGAGGGGUCUGAUGACCACAACGUAACAACAAGGAUUAGUCUAGAACACAUUAACAGUAACAGAGGGGUCUGAUGACCACAACGUAACAACAAGGAUUAGUCUAGAACACAUUAACAGUAACAGAGGGGUCUGAUGACCACAACAUAACAUAACAUAACGCACACACACACUGAGAUGUGAAUGCAAAUAGAAAAAUAAACAGUUAAAAUAGAUUAACCAACACACCUGUACAUUUUUUUAAACUUUAAAGUACUACAUCAGUCGUUUUUUGGGGGUGUCUGUACUUUACUAUUUAUAUUUUUGACAGCUUUUACUUUUACUUCAUUACAUUCCGAAUGAAAUUAAUGUACUUUUUACUCCAUACAUUUUCUCUGACACCCAAAAGUACUCGUUACAUUUUGAAUACUUAGCAGGACAGGAAAAUGGUUAUCCCUACUGCCUCUGAUCUGGCAGAUUCACUAAACACAAAUACUUCAUUCAUUUUAUUUAUUUUUGUAUUUAUUUAUUUUGAACCUUUAUUUAACUAGGCAAGUCAGUUAAGAACAAAUUCUUAUUUACAAUGACGGCAAUAUACUGUAUGUGAAAUUAUUUAUACUUUUACUUUUGAUACUUAAGUAUAUUUUAGCAAUUAUAUUUACUUUUGAUACUUAAGUAUAUUUAAAACCAAAUACUUUUAGACUUUUACUCAAGUAGUGUUUUACUGGGAGACUUUCACUUUUACUUGAGUCAUUUUCAAUUAAGGUUAUCUUAACAUUUACUCAAGUAUGACAAUUGGGUACUUCUUCCACCACUGCAUUUAUGCAACGGCUUCACUGUGGGCACAAUCAGAAUGCGGAUAAGAUCAGGACAAAGGACGCAUGUUAAACCAGGUGUAAACGAGGCUUUUGGUAGCGCAGGGCACAGAUGACCAUGUCCGGAGUUGGAGCGCACUCCCAUUGGCUAAGCGAGCGCUACGUGUACAUUACAGCAGCAACAGGUACCUCACAUGUUUACAGUUAUCUUCAUCCUCGGAGCGGAACCGCAGACCCUCCUACCACUUAAGCAAAACGUGCAUUCUGAAGAUAUUAUCGAUGUUCCACGGUGAAAACUAUUCUUCUACAUACAGGGGAAUCUUACUUUCACUUGAAAGGCUGUUGUGAGGAAGAGGGGUAACUAAAUCAGGCUGAAGGAUGAAGUCUAAAGGGAAGGCCGCUAAGUCAUCCAGAAAACCCUGGACCGGGCAAGACCUGGACCUUGAACCAGAGAACAGAGAACCAGGCACCAGCGAACAGGAGGGCUCUGAGGCCUCGGUCCGUAUUGGAGGCUCCUGGAGAGGCAUUCUGAGGGGCGGGGACCGCGAGCGAGGCGGAGGCGGUGGCACCACCCACGGCCCCCACAGACACCGACGGUCUCACAACAGCAACAAAGAACGCAACGUCCGGCGGCUGGAGAGCAACGAGCGGGAGCGCCAGCGCAUGCACAAACUUAACAACGCCUUCCAGGCUCUUAGAGAGGCCAUUCCGCAUGUCAAAAUGGACAAGAAGCUCUCCAAGAUCGAGACGCUGACGUUGGCUGAGAACUACAUCAAGUCCCUGACCUCCAUCAUCCUGGGGAUUUCCAGCGCCCGCCUGCCCCCUGGUGAGACACCGACAGAGGCUAGCGCUGCCAGACUGCUCCAGUUUUACCAGCAGCACCUGGAGGAGGAUGGGCAUGAGAGCCUGUCUCAGUUCCUUACCCAAAUCCACAGCUUCUGCCAGGAGAGCUAACAUCUAGCCUCAGUUCCUCACCCAGAUCUACAGCUUCAGCCAGGAGAGCUAACAUCUAGCCUCAGUUCCUCACCCAGAUCCACAGCUUCAGCCAGGAGAGCUAACAUCUAGCCUCAGUUCCUCACCCAGAUCCACAGCUUCAGCCAGGAGAGCUAACAUCUAGCCUCAGUUCCUCACCUAGAUCCACAGCUUCAGCCAGGAGAGCUAACAUCUAGCCUCAGUUCCUCACUCAGAUCCACAGCUUCAGCCAGGAGAGCUAACAUCUAGCCUCAGUUCCUCACCUAGAUCCACAGCUUCAGCCAGGAGAGCUAACAUCUAGCCUCAGUUCCUCACCUAGAUCCACAGCUUCAGCCAGUAGAGCUAACAUCUAGCCUCAGUUCCUCACCUAGAUCCACAGCUUCAGCCAGGAAAGUUAACAGCUUGCAGGUGCUAACUCCACAGCCAAAGAGUUGAAGCAUCCAGGCUUGACUUGAGGAGCGAAUCUCAACUGAAACCCUAUCUACCAUAUUGUACACCACUACUCUACUUAUGACCAUGGCCAAAAGUAGUGCACAGAAUGGGGAAAGGGUGUCUGAGAGGCAGCCUUAUACUCCGACAAGCUAGUGAGCUAUAGUGACAUACCUGACCAUGCACUAAAUGGAGCACACAAGAACUUGCCUCAGUAACUCCAUGAGACAGUGGUGGGAGGUAAUUUGGAGCACUGUACCCUUGACAUUCAUUCUCAGAAACAUAAUGGUGGAGUACAAGUGAAGACAGACAGACAGGCAAAGAGCACCAGCAGCCUGUGGACUAUGUCAGAUUAGACAAAGGCCUAGCCAGAGCUGUGACAGACAGAAUCCCCAAAGGACCAUGAUAUAACUUCUAGAACAGUGGAACUUAAAGUUUAUCUCACGUGGGAUUCUGAUUCUGAUUUGUGGUGAGACCCAAGUCAAAGUACAUUCCAGUGCCAUUUCAUCUGUUUUCUUAAUUUUAUUCUGUCAUUUUUAUAGCUGGCGAUUAACUGUAGUUACCUGAUUGGUCAGAAAUGUAAAAUAACUGAUUCUUAAAGUAUAGUAUUCUCCAGCAUACACUGUAGCCCACAGGGGCCCAAACUGUGUAUAUAGGACAGGCCACCCUAGCUGUAGAUAGGACAGGCCACCCUAGCUGUAGAUAGGACAGGCCACCCUAGCUGUAGAUAGGACAGGCCACCCUAGCUGUAGAUAGGACAGGCCACCCUAGCUGUAGAUAGGACAGGCCACCCUAGCUGUAGAUAGGACAGGCCACCCUAGCUGUAGAUAGGACAGGCCACCCUAGCUGUAGAUAGGACAGGCCACCCUAGCUGUAGAUAGGACAGGCCACCCUAGCUGUAGAUAGGACAGGCCACCCUAGCUGUAGAUAGGACAGGCCACCCUAGCUGUAGAUAGGACAGGCCACCCUAGCUGUAGAUAGGACAGGCCACCCUAGCUGUAGAUAGGACAGGCCACCCUAGCUGUAGAUAGGACAGGCCACCCUAGCUGUAGAUAGGACAGGCCACCCUAGCUGUAGAUAGGACAGGCCACCCUAGCUGUAGAUAGGACAGGCCACCCUAGCUGUAGAUAGGACAGGCCACCCUAGCUGUAGAUAGGACAGGCCACCCUAGCUGUAGAUAGGACAGGCCACCCUAGCUGUAGAUAGGACAGGCCACCCUAGCUGUAGAUAGGACAGGCCACCCUAGCUGUAGAUAGGACAGGCCACCCUAGCUGUAGAUAAAUGUUUUCAACCUUUUAGGAACAAUGUUUGUUUUCCCAGCUGAGCACUACCUCUGGACACAACAGUCACAUACAGGACAAGGAUAUGCGUACCUAUACUGGUCCCACAGACGGCCUCUGGACACAACAGUCACAUACAGGACAAGGAUAUGCGUACCUAUACUGGUCCCACAGACUGCCUCUGGACACAACAGUCACAUACAGGACAAGGAUAUGCGUACCUAUACUGGUCCCACAGACUGCUUCUGAGCGCAACAGUCACAUACAGGACAAGGAUAUGCCUACCUAUACUGGUCCCACAGACUGCCUCUGGACACAACAGUCACAUACAGGACAAGGAUAUGCGUACCUAUACUGGUCCCACAGACUUUAGUCAAAUACUGUACUGUUUAAGGAAGGGAAAGAAUACACACUGUAAUUUAAAUGAAGUGUAAAUUAUUAGAAACAUAUUUGUAUGUAUAUAUUACAUUUGGGGGUGGUUGACACAGUUAUUUAAUUGCAGAGUGGAAGACAGGUAGGUGGGACAAACAGUUUGAAGGGUUGGAGCAGGGAAUUGAACUUAUGCCUCUGGUGGGAAGAAGAAGCCAGCAGUGUUACCGCUAGACCACAGGAUCUACACAGAGCCAUUUGUGUACAUGGCAAAAUGUACAGUAUGUGUUGACCAAGUUGUUUUAUCUCCAUGACCCUAUGGUAUCUUGUGUUUUUAUGGUUCUGGGACAUGCAUGUCGGUAGCUCAGUUGGUAGAGCAUGGCGUUUCCAAUGCCAGGAUAAUCGGUUCAAUUCCCAAUUGUACACAAAAAGUAUGCAAGCAUGACUGUAAGUUACCUGGAAUAAAUGCAUCAGCUAAAUGGCAUAUUUUCAAAUGUUAUUAGAACAGUGGUGUAUGUGUAAAAGGUGAACGUAAUAAUUAUGUUGCUCUUACAAUGUGUGUUUGAAUGAUACUUCUGUAAUAUCUUUGUAAACCUGAGUUCUCCUGAGACUCCAAAAAAGUGUGAAUUGAAAAAUGUAAAACGAGAAUCUUCCUUAUCAAUAAUCACAUUUAUUGAGAGGACAUUGACCAUGCACACUAUUAGAAGGAAGAAAUAUAUAGCUCAAUAACACCCUUGUUGGAGUUGGAACAGUACCGGCUUAUAGUAUUCUAGUUUACACCAUAAUCAAUGAAAGCAAUGGAAUCCUCAAGUGAAAAGUCCUCUGCUAGACUUAUGAUUUUCAUGCUAUGGUGUACCCCCUUCACAUCCCAACCUAUACGUGUAAUGUGUCCCUCCUUUAGGAUAAAUCCUGUACUGUAGUAACAGCAGUACAGGAUUGACUGAGUACAUACUCAGUGUCAUUAUCAAACAAUGCACUUGUUGUAUUAGGAACUGCCAUAGGAAGAUAAAGUGACAGUAUUCACAGAUACACAGUUUUCUGGACAAUUAAUGAUUUGUAGUUGCAGUAUAUCAGUCACUAUUGGAUCUUCAUCUUUCAGUUACAGCAGUAAGAUGAAUGAAUGCCCAAACGUGAUAGUUUCAGCCUUUGUGGUUUAAAGAUAAUAGUUUACUGCUAAAAUCAUAGGUGAAAAAUAUGCAGAUAAUAGUGUUAAAACUCUUAUUUUCCUGAGAAACAAACAAAUGAACUUUUAAGCCUUUCAAAGACAUCAUUUUUCAAGCAAUUUGCAUUUUUUAUGAAAAUAAGAAUAUGUACUUUCUUUUCAAGAGUAGCACAAAAAUGCUAUAGAAAAAAACUGUCCCCUAGGAACAUGGACAUAUAAACUCUUAUGUCACGCCCUGGCCUUAGUAUUCUUUGUUUUCUUUAUUAUUUUAGUUAGGUCAGGGUGUGACAUGGGGAAUGUAUGUAUUUUUGGAUUGUCUAGGGGUUUGUAUGUUAAAUGGGUCAGUGUCUUGUCUAGGUGUUUGUAUGUCUAUGGCUGCCUAGAUUGGUUCUCAAUUAGAGGCAGCUGUGGUUCAUUGUCUCUGAUUGAGAGCCAUAUUUAAGGCAGCCAUAGGCAUUGGGUUUUGUGGAUAAUUGUCGAUGUAGAACGUUUGUAGCUUUUGUAUUGCACUUACGUUUGUUUCGUUUUGUUAUAAGUGUUCGUUUUGUGUUUCACUCGUCUCAAAUAAAAGAGAUGUAUUUUCCA
This is a messenger RNA of Salvelinus fontinalis (brook trout), 12544 nucleotides long. Its product is annotated as class A basic helix-loop-helix protein 15-like. The transcript has 7 exons. NCBI's taxonomy places the organism in Eukaryota, Metazoa, Chordata, Actinopteri, Salmoniformes, Salmonidae. Bases 8126 to 8701 code for a protein of 191 amino acids. Gene Ontology annotation, molecular function: protein dimerization activity. The record is from RefSeq and is a predicted model, not a curated record.